GUUGGUUUGUACAGAGCGCGCCUAGUUCAAGAAAACAAGACCAUAAAAGUGGGUAUGCAACCACUUCCAUUCUGCGGGGCCUCCUUAAUCUCACCACGGUAUCUCAUUACGGCGUCACAUUGUGUUAAGAAUUUGAGUCUGAUUGGAAACACGGAACCCAAACACAAGUGGCUCCGACCGGAACACUACUUAUCCUAUAGCAUUGUGGCAAAAUUAGGUGAUCAUAGCACUCUCCAUGAGGAAGAAUCCACGGAGGAAAUUUUGGUUCAAGAGGUGAUGCAUUUCCAUCAAGGGGUAUUCAUGUUGGUCAAUGACAUCAGUAUAGUAAAACUAUCCAGGCCGAUAACUUUCAAUAGAGCCAUCAAACCGGUUUGUAUUCCACCUUCAACAUACGAAUUGCCCGCCGGAGCGAAAUGUACGGCUGUUGGUUGGGGAUACACCGAUAAAAACAAGCCUUCAGGCUCGCCAGUACUGAGGGAGAAUGAGCUGCCUAUCAUGUCAUUGGAAGUAUGUCGUGGAUUCAGUCAACUGGUUGGUGAUGGCCACAUUUGCGCCGGUGGAGCCCAUAAUACUGGUGGUAAGGGCGACAGUGGUGGCGGAUUGUAUUGCAGAUUAUCGCCGGAUAAUGAUCAGUGGUACCUUUUUGGGGUAACCAGUAUUGGUUUACCAACACCCGGCCCAACCGUCUUCGCUUCAGUUCCACCUCUCUCUAAUUGGAUUCAUAAAAACGUCGAUGAAUGA
Messenger RNA from Rodentolepis nana, 741 nucleotides. The record is from the annotation of a GenBank genome assembly. Lineage: Eukaryota; Metazoa; Platyhelminthes; Cestoda; Cyclophyllidea; Hymenolepididae.